AAGUCGUGAAGGUCUUCGACGGCAACAGCUCCCUUCAGCGCCGCAUGUUCCGCCAAGUGACGGUCUCGCGCGCAGCCUCCGUCAAGGAAUUCCUGACCGCUGCCAUGAGGGCCUUCCACGUGCCACAGGACACCACCAAGACCUACCUGACGGACGCCUACUCGGCCGAAGAAGUUGAACUCGAGGACCCUUUGCCUGUUACGAAACUCACGAAAAAGGACGGGAAGCGACCCGCCGUCUUCCUCAGAUACAGAGAAAAGGACAAUGACGAAGGGACCAUCCGCGUGUACCCCUCGCGGCUGGGGGCUGCUGUGACCAUCGAACACACGGGCAUCAACGUGACCUCGAACACCGUCGUCACGGAGGUCAUAGGUCAAGCGCUCAAGAAGUUCGGCCUUCCGGAGAGCAAGCCACAAGAUUACCGACUGGUGGAGGUCAUGCUGGACAAAGGAGUGUCGGAGCGGGUGAUGGAGAGCACCGAGCGCCCCUGGGAGCUUCUGAAGGCCGUGGGGCGCGACAGCAUCCGGCAGAUGGAGAUGACUCGCUUCUACCUGCAGCUGGUGAAGGACCCGCACGGCCCCAGCAUCGCCCUCUUCGUCGGAAACCUUCCCCCCAACCAGUCACAGCGACAAUACGAGAACAUUCUCACCGAUAUUUUGGGUAAAUCCGGUUACAAGUACUCAAGCAUCGGCCCCAUCUACUACGAAUACGGGUCAAUGGUCAUCACAUACGAGGACUCUGACCUGGCCGUGCGUGCCUUUUACACUCUCAGAGAGUCUAGUUAUGAGGACAAGAAUCUACUGGUGAUGUUGCUGCCGAACAUCCUCCCUCACAUGAUUUCCGAGGGCGUGCAGCCGCUCCUCGUCUUCGUCAACGUGAAGUCUGGAGGAUGUCAAGGCCUGGAGCUCAUUUCCUCCUUCAGGAAGCUGCUCAACCCGUAUCAGGUGUUCGACCUCGACAACGGCGGUCCUCUGCCAGGGCUGUACGUGUUCCGGCACGUGAAGAACUACAAGAUCCUGGUGUGCGGCGGCGACGGCACCAUCGGCUGGGUCCUGCAGUGCCUCGACAACGUCGGCCAGGAUUCGGAGUGCCAGUCUCCCGCCUGCGCCAUCGUGCCGCUGGGCACCGGCAACGACCUGGCUCGCGUCCUGCGCUGGGGCCCCGGCUACAACGGGGGCGAGGACCCCAUCAAUCUCCUGAAGGACGUGAUCGACGCGGAGAACGUGCGGCUCGACAGGUGGACCGUCGUAUUCCACGUGGACGAGAAGGUGGAGGACAAGCAGCCGCUCACCACCUCCAUAGCAGCGUCCACCAGCGAGGACAACACGCAGAUCUUCGUGAUGAACAAUUACUUCGGCAUCGGAAUCGAAGCCGAGCUGUGUCUGGACUUCCAUAACGCGAGGGAGGAAAACCCCAACAAAUUCAACAGCAGACUGCACAACAAGGGCGUCUACGUGAAGAUGGGUCUCCGCAAAAUGGUCUCCAGGAAGCUGUGCAAAGACCUGCACAAGGAGAUUCGCCUCGAGGUGGACGGUAAGCACGUGGAGCUUCCCCCGGUGGAGGGCAUCAUCAUCCUGAACAUCCUGUCGUGGGGCUCCGGGGCCAACCCCUGGGGGCCCGAGAAGGACGACCAGUUCAACAAGCCCAACCACUGGGACGGCCAUCUCGAGGUCGUCGGCGUCACGGGUAUCGUCCACCUCGGCCAGAUUCAGUCCGGUCUGCGGUCUGCCAUUCGCAUCGCUCAGGGAGGUCACAUCAGGAUCAAACUCAACUCGGAGCUCCCGGUGCAGGUGGACGGCGAGCCCUGGAACCAAGCGCCCGGCGAGGUGGUCGUGCUCAAGUCGGCGCUCAAGGCCACCAUGCUUAAGAAAACGUCAAAGUCAAAGCUGCGCCGACGGAACACCGAACCUUCCAUGGUGGCGAAGGAGAAGGAGCAGUCCAAGCUGCAGACCAUUCGGCCGGACCCGGCCUCCUCCUCGCAUCCUCUCUAGUCGCUCUGCGCCGCCGCUCUCACUUGCAUCGAAACCUUCUAGGGUCUCCCGGUCCUUCCUUGGUUCCCCUUCCUCCUUCCUCGCCCUUCCCUUUCUCAAGCAACGUCGUGUCGUUCACGCCCCGCCUCCCUCCUCCCCUUCCUGUCUUCCUUCCUCAAGCGAUCUCCAAAUACCAAAUAUGACUAGUCUUCCCUCACAGUCUCCCCCUUUCCCCCACCCCUUUAAGCCCCUCCCCCUCCCAUGUUCUUCGUCAUCGGCAUUAGCGUCACCACCGACAUCGCCAGAACGAGAUUACAAGGACGGCGCGGGCUAAGCCUUCGCCGCAGCUAGGAAUUCAAGAUUAUAGCAACGUUCACGAAACCGACUUGGAACUUCCACUGAGGCCCCGAGCAUCGUGGACACCGGCGACUGCAGCUCCGAGAAAGAGAAUCGAAGGAAAAUCUGCGACCAGGAGCAAGAGAUCGACACUUGGAGGACUGAGGAGCGAGCUGGUGAUCCGCGAUGUCUCUCGGUGGCCAGAGACUCAUCACCGGCUUUCACCUUCGAGACGCUGGCCUCAGGGCGUCCAGCGGAACUUUAUCGUGUGUUGGACGCAUGACCUACAAGUGAGGGUGUGAGACGGGGUUUCCGGGCCGCGAUGGGGACGCUGAGUGACAUUGCGAAGUAGAAAGAAGCAACUGCAAGCUCCUGCAAGGGUCGUGGCCGCGAGGAGACAUCGCCCGGAGCCCCUUAACUGGCUCUUGCACUACCUCACGCCAAGAGAAACGAAACGAAACUGAACCUCGUGAAAUGAAACUUCAACUGAACCUGAAUCUAAUCGCUUUUUGAAAGUUUAUUUCAAUGUUCGCAAGAGAGGUGUCCACAGCGCAAGUGUGUGUGCUCUGCCUCCAAACUGUUGAGAGACAAAUGCGACAUCAUGAAAAUAAGCUUUGAUAUCAUUCCAUUUUGGGCGGAAGGGCGCGUCGCCCGCCUGCCUUCCGGUGCCACAGUGUUGUGAGAGGCGUGACCGUGGUGCCAGUAACCGUGUCACGUGCCAAGAGGCGUUAACCCCAUUAUAUCUAGCGCCCGUAUAUCUAGUCUCUACGUGAAGACAAUGCACUAAAAUGCACAAACAACGUAUUUCCUGCUGUGUUUGUAUAACAUGUAGUCACGUCGGGUGUGAGUGUCCUGUCUUCAAGAAGUUGCGUUCAUCUCCUGUUGUAUCAUCGACGUCAGUGGUGUUGUUACUAGUGAGCUCAGAGUGUCACCGCAUGCCAAGGUGGACACCAAGCUUGUGCUGUGUGGCCUCGCCCCUCACACGCCCUCGCUGCACGCCCACGCCCCACGCCCGUCGCCGUGGCUGGGGAGGGGUCGGAGUGCGUGUUGAGGGGUUUGCGGGGGUCAUAUGGCUCCCCCCCCCACCCCCGCUUCUCUAUAGGUGUAGAAACUCUCAUUCUAUUCCAUGUUCUAUCGAUCAUUUUUCUGCCUCUUAUAUUGUGCGCUCUACUUUAUAUAACGUGCAAGAGGACAGGCAAGUCUUCGUGUCAUAUGGCACUGAACCCGACGCGUGACAAGUUUUACCCUAAACUCCUUUAAUGACGUAACACGGACGACGCUCGCACGGGAAUCCUGAAACCCUCAUGCUUCUGACAGCCUCAUGCCCUCCCACCCUUGACACAGGACCUCAUAACUGUGAAGACAACGAUCUGACUUGACCACGUGACACAGUUUUAGUGAAUCCUUCAACGUCUAGAUACAUAUCAGACAUAUAAACGUAUCAGUUGUAACAGCCGUAACACUUGACCCUGGACAGACCGAAAGACACUUGGCAUAAAAAGCUUUUUGUGAUAAAGAUACAAUUGGUAUUUCUGGUAAUCUAAUAUUUCUAAAUAUGUUUUACCUGACGUCCUUUCGUCAUUGUUUUCUCACUAUAUUCUCGCCUGCUGUGCUUUUAUUCACUCCGUCUCUUCGUUUCUUCAUUAACCUUCCAACCAUGACUUUUUCCAGCACAACUUUCCCAAGACGUUAAGGAACCUGACUGCCCAUAACCUCUCAACCUUCCACGACGGUUAAUCCAUUCUCUGUCACGUGACAGUGUUCUCUCGAGCUUACCUUAACUUUACGAUUCUUGCCUGCCUUCUGGUCUCACUUCCGGAGUUCUCGGGGACGCUAGUGUGGCGCUGGGACCAAGAGCCGCUCUUUUACAGUGCCAUAAUCAUAGUGCCAAGAGAAAUUGUGCCAAUCGUGUCAUUGCGGUGAAGCGAAGAGUCGGAUUUUUUUUUCUCAAGGAGGUUAUUGCAGUGGCGUAAGAACAGUGAAGGUCAGAUGUUAAAUCUGCAGUGCUUCAGUGUAGUUCGAGUUUAGGUACGUGUGGAUGUGUGUGUGAAGAGGCAGUAAGCUGAUGCGGAGUCGCGGACAGCGCCUACCGCACGCUGAGAGCAGGCGGGGGAAAGAGAGCGGAGAGUGAAAAAGAAAAAUAGGAAUAAGACUGAAAGGAAAGAAUGAAUGAAGGAAGGGCUGAAACGUCACGUGAAGAAUUUACAGAAUGAAAGCAGUAUGUUCAGUCGGUCAUAUCAAAGAGAAGAGAUAGAACUAAUUAGAUCUGUUACGCAAACUUAGGAACAAUAAUGAUGUGAGAGACUUUGGUGAUGUCAGUCUGGACAGAAAGAGAGAAGCAAGAGAUAACUGAUGAAUGCAAGGAAUGGUAGAAUCUCGAGGACAGUGAAAGAGAAGGUUCAAAGAGACGGAGAAAGACAGAGAAGAAAUCUCAGUGACAGGGAGACAUAGAGAAGCGGUGAGCUAUGGUGGGAGGAUGGGUUAGGAUACCAGGCGGUGGAGAUCACAAGGGUGCGGACAAACUGCGAGAAACGUGAGGGAGCGUAACAGAUUCUAAAGAUAUAGUAGCAAUAUAUAUACAUAUACAUACAUACAUACAUGCAUAUACAUAUAUAUAUAAAUAUAUAUAUACAUAUAUAUAUACAUAUAU
Molecule: messenger RNA, 4956 nt
Organism: Penaeus indicus
Lineage: Eukaryota; Metazoa; Arthropoda; Malacostraca; Decapoda; Penaeidae
Product: diacylglycerol kinase theta-like
Exons: 10
Molecular function (GO): ATP-dependent diacylglycerol kinase activity; nucleic acid binding
Source: RefSeq, a predicted model, not a curated record